GGCGCACAUUUCCUCUGCGCUUCCAUUUCCUCUCUAUAAAAGAACCCCUUUCUUGACCACAUUUUCUCUCUUCAAGUUUCGUGAGAUCUUUUGGGAUCGCCAUUCUCGUUCGAUUUCUUGCUUCUCGUUGGCGACGUGAGUUGCAGCAGAGCAAGAUGUCGCUGAGGCCGAGCGAGAGGGCGGAGGUACGCCGGAACAAGUACAAGGUCGCUGUCGACGCUGAGGAAGGGCGGCGCCGCAGGGAGGACAACAUGGUUGAAAUACGAAAGAAUCGUCGGGAGGAAAGCCUACAGAAGAAGCGACGGGAGGGGAUGAUGGCUCAGUCGUUUCCUCAGCCGGUCCACACCUCUCCGGUGGAGCAGAAGUUAGAAAAUCUUCCGGUGUUGGUCGCAGGUGCUCAUUCUGAUGACACUUCUAUGCAAUUGGAAGCAGUUACGAACUUUCGUAAAUUACUCUCAAUAGAAAGAAGCCCUCCAAUCGAGGAGGUGAUACAAUCUGGGGUAGUUCCUCGAUUUGUUGAAUUCCUCACGAGGGAUGAUUAUCCUCAACUUCAGUUUGAAGCUGCUUGGGCUCUCACCAAUAUUGCGUCUGGAACUUCUGAUAACACAAGGGUUGUAAUAGAUAGUGGAGCAGUCCAGAUAUUUGUUAAACUUCUCAGUUCCCUGAGUGAAGAUGUCCGUGAGCAGGCGGUAUGGGCCUUGGGGAAUGUAGCUGGUGAUUCUCCGAAAUACAGAGAUUUUGUCCUUGCCAAUGGAGCGCUAUUUCCUCUCCUGCAACAGCUGAACGAGCGUGCAAAACUCUCCAUGUUAAGGAACGCCACAUGGACUCUUUCUAAUUUCUGCAGAGGGAAGCCACAACCAGAUUUUGAAAUGGUUAAGUCUGCUCUUCCGGUCCUUGAGCGAUUAAUUCAUUCCAAUGAUGAGGAAGUGCUCACAGAUGCAUGCUGGGCGUUGUCUUAUUUGUCUGAUGGCAGCAAUGAGAAAAUACAAGCUGUACUUGAGGCUGGUGUCUGUCCUCGUCUUGUAGAACUACUACUCCAUCCAUCACCUUCUGUGCUUAUUCCAGCCCUUCGCACUGUGGGUAACAUUGUGACGGGAGAUGAUCUGCAGACACAGUAUGUGAUUAAUCAUAAUGCUCUUCCCUGCCUCCUCAACCUCUUGACUGGCAAUCACAAAAAGAGCAUAAAAAAGGAAGCUUGUUGGACCAUAUCAAACAUCACAGCUGGAAACAAGGAACAAAUACAGGUUGUCAUAUCUGCUGGUAUCAUUGGUCCCCUUGUGAAUAUAAUGCGAACUGCAGAGUUUGAUAUCAAGAAAGAGGCAGCGUGGGCCAUUUCUAAUGCCACUUCGGGUGGUACACAAGAGCAGAUAAAGUACUUGGUUAGUCAGGGCUGUAUCCAGCCCUUAUGUGACCUACUCGUGUGCCCAGAUCCAAGAAUCGUCACUGUUUGCCUGGAAGGGCUUGAAAAUAUCUUGAAGGUUGGCGAAGUGGAGAAGAACUUGGGUGCUAGUGGCGAUGUCAAUUUAUAUGCUCAGAUGAUUGACGAAGAGGGCUUGGAGAAGAUUGAAAAUCUUCAGAGCCAUGAUAAUACUGAAAUUUACGAGAAAGCUGUGAAUAUUCUUGAAACUUAUUGGUUAGAGGAGGAAGAAGCAGCAAUGCCUACAGCUGAUGCUGCUCAAACUGGAUUCCAUUUCGGGAACAACGACCAAAAUGGAGGUCCUCAUGGAGGCUUCAACUUCAGUUAAACAAUGGUGGUAUUCUAUGGAGGUGCAGGGAUCGUGUCUCAGUAGCUGGAGAUGGUUCCAGUUCAGAGUCCUCAUCGGGCAAGUUGCGUCAGGGGUCAAGGUUUGAGGUUGAGGUCGAGGUUGGGUCAGUCGAGUCCAGUCCAGUCUGUUAAAGUGGGACCAAUAGAGUAAGGCCUUUAACGAAAGAUGACACUAUGUUGCACAAUCAAAUGAUCACAUGGCUUAAGCUUAAUGCAACCCAAUGGAAAGGAGUUCUUGUGAUGAAUUAGUUUAGGGCCUGGAUGCCUUGUUUUUGCCUCAGAGUAUGAGCAUUUCCAAGGUCUCAGUUGAAUUUGUUACUGGUUAAGAGUCAUUCUCUCAUUGAUGGCAGGUCAUGUUUUAUGGCCUUCUCCAGUCAUGUUAUGGGUGUCAAGAAAGAUUGUACUGAUUAACAUUUGCUAGUCUCUUCAGUUGAUGUUCGUCAGUUGAAAGUUUAUUGCUUUUACAA
Zingiber officinale is the source of this 2232-nucleotide messenger RNA. RefSeq names its product importin subunit alpha-1b-like. Gene Ontology annotation, cellular component: nucleus; cytoplasm. Gene Ontology annotation, molecular function: protein binding; nuclear import signal receptor activity. The coding region runs from base 156 to 1745 and encodes 529 amino acids. The transcript is spliced from 11 exons. The record is from RefSeq and is a predicted model, not a curated record. NCBI's taxonomy places the organism in Eukaryota, Viridiplantae, Streptophyta, Magnoliopsida, Zingiberales, Zingiberaceae. Gene Ontology annotation, biological process: NLS-bearing protein import into nucleus.